AUGAGAUUGAGAGAGAGAUUUGAAUGCGGAAAAGUGGCCUCGUUUUACUCUGAACCAAACACUACAACUUCAUUCAAGGGCUUUCAUAAAAAAUUAUCUCCUCCGGUGGUGAUAUAUGCCGAUAUUGAGGCUGUUCUUGAAAACUAUAGAACAUGCCUAAAUUCGUCUUCAACAUCGUCAACAACAAAAGUGCAGAAGCAUACUGCAUGUGCCGUAUCAUUUUAUAUAGCACAUAAAUAUAAUCCGGAUCUUAACGAAUUGUGGACAUAUGAAGGCGCUGACUGCAUACAAAAAUUCUGCAAAUCACUAAAGGAAAAAACUACGAGCUUGUUUUACAUGUACUGGUCGACCCCCAAAAACCCGAUUGCUAGCACAAUCCAUGAACAGGAAGGAAAUUGCUGUGCCUGUGAAAAGGAAAUAAACGCUGACGAUCUGGACAAAUAUUUUGAUCAAUUUUCUGGAAAAUACAUGGGUCCCAUUCAUAAAAAUUGCGCUGACUGCAUACAAAAAUUCUGCAAAUCACUAAAGGAAAAAACUACGAGCUUGUUUUACAUGUACUGGUCGACCCCCAAAAACCCGAUUGCUAGCACAAUCCAUGAACAGGAAGGAAAUUGAUGUGCCUGUGAAAAGGAAAUAAACGCUGACGACCUGGACAAAUAUUUUGAUCAAUUUUCUGGAAAAUACAUGGGCCCGAUUAAUAAAAAUUGUAAGCCAAAGUACA
Messenger RNA from Drosophila biarmipes, 721 nucleotides. RefSeq lists its product as uncharacterized. Bases 1 to 615 code for a protein of 204 amino acids. NCBI's taxonomy places the organism in Eukaryota, Metazoa, Arthropoda, Insecta, Diptera, Drosophilidae. The transcript has 4 exons. The record is from RefSeq and is a predicted model, not a curated record.